AUGACCGCCAACGACGACGACAUGGUCACGUCUCCGCUAUCCGAGCUCGACUCCGAGGCCAUGCUGGACCUGCAGCAGCACGAUGAGGACGAAGCCAAGGAGCUGAAGGAUGACGUGGCAGAGGACCACGACACAGGCACAAACGGAGACACACACACACCAACUGACAAGAAGACCCGUUCUUCUCCGUCUCCAUCGACAGGAGCAACCGCAACCUCGGCCACGGCUACGGCCACAGCCCCACCUACAGCUACAGACACACAAUCGGCGGGCGACAAGGGCUCCGUGACGCAUCCCGAGCACGCCGACUCGGGUAUUGCCACGGUCGCGAGCAUUGUCUCCACAGACGACAUGCCGCUGCCCACGUCCAACGGCAGAAAAGCAAGUCUGCUCAACCCCGCGGACCUCAGCGACGACUCGUCCGAGCUCUCGGAACUCGAGGACUCCGAGGCCGAAACCGAACGGCUCUAUCUCAACGAUCUGGUCGACGAAGAGGAAGAGUCGUUCAAGCGCCGGCGCGAAUCGUCGUCGGAAGACCACAUCCGGCAGAUGAAGCGUGAACGCGAUGAGGAGGAUGACAGAGAUAUUAAGCGGGCCAAAGUUAAUGGUCAAACCGACGAAAAUGAUGACAUUGGAGAAGAAGACACAACGGCCCGAAUGGAUGUGGAUACCACAGCCAAGGCAGAAGGAGAAGGUGGAGAUGUGGGUCCUGACACCGGGCUCAUCACUGCCAGUGCCAUUGCCUCGGCUCUCGAGGAAGUACCGCCUCCCUUGCCCGUGCCUGUUGAGGACAUCAAGCCUGAGGUGAAUCAUAUCUCUGAGAAGGAAGGAGAGGCUGUGGAUGAGUCUAAGGAGGCCGAGGCCAAGGAGGGGCUCAAGGAAUCAGAAACGGCUGAUGUCGACAAUAAGGACGCCAACGAAACCAAGGAUAUGCCUACGCCCAUCAACCAGACUGAGCCCUCCGACAAUGAACACGAGGAAGAUAAAGAGGAGGAGGUGACCAAGGAGGACAAGGACAAGGAGGAGAAUGAAGACGAAGACGAAGACGAAGACGAAGACGAAGACGAGGAAAAGGAGGUGGAAGACGAGGGCGACGAGGAAGGCGAAGGCGACGACAAUGACAAGGAAGACUCUCCCGCAGACGCAGACAAGGUCGACAUGCGGCCUGCGGCCAUGACGUCUCUCGCCGAGAUCGAGGUCGAUUUCGCCAAGCUCCGCGACUUUAUGUUCAAGGAGAAGCUGGCGGCGUUUGAGGUGGAAAUGGGGCUCUGUGUCAAGGGCACACAUCCCGAGCUGCAUGCGGUCUACGAGCAGAUCUCCAAGAUGCGUGACGACAAGAUCAAACUGGCCAAGACGCGUCGCAAAUACAAGCUGCAGUGCAUCAACAACCAGACACGUGCGUCGCGUGUGCAGAUUCACCAGCAGUUUCUCAAGGAUCAGGGUGACGCCCGAAGCGGCUUGUUGCUCAAGACGACCGAAGAGUGGUAUAGAGUCAACCGGGAGAGACGGGCCAUGGAUCUCAUGGUUCCCGACUACGGCUACACUAUCCCUGAAAGCAAGAGCGAGCAGAUUCAUCAGCGGAACGCUCAGGUGAACGAGAUUUCGCUCUUGUCUGGAAUAUCCAAGUACGUUGGUUUCCCUGCUGCGCCUGUGAUUUCUCAGGCAACGGAGGACGAGACCAACGAGGAUCUGACGGCUCUGGGGCUCCAGCGGCCUCCUGUUCCUCAUGCAGCCUUCCCCGUGCCUCCGGGAAUCAUGCAACCUAUGGGUGUGCAACCUGCGCCUCUUCAACAGGUGCCACAGCAACAGCCUCCGCCUCCACAGACUGCCCAGCAGCAGGUUCACCAGCAGACUCCACAGCAACAGCACCAACCUCCCCCACCACCUCCACAGCAGCAGCAGCAGCAGCAGCAUCAGCAUCAGCCCACGCCGCCUCCCAUGGGUCAACACAGACUCAACGGACACGAGCAGCAACACAUGCCUCUGCCACUAGGCGCGCCUCUCAUGAUGCAGCAUCCCAUGUACCAUCAGGGACCGCCAAUAUACGGAGGGUACCAGUACCCUGCUGUGCCGUAUUACCAGGGUGGCAAUCUUCUGCCUCCGCCGCAGACCAUGUACGGACAUCCUCAGAUGUAUGGGCAGGUGUUGCCACCGCCGUAUAUGUAUCAGAAGAGGGAGGAGGAGCACGAGUGA
Yarrowia lipolytica CLIB122 is the source of this 2193-nucleotide messenger RNA. RefSeq lists its product as uncharacterized. Gene Ontology annotation, biological process: negative regulation of transcription by RNA polymerase II. Gene Ontology annotation, cellular component: Sin3-type complex. Lineage: Eukaryota; Fungi; Ascomycota; Dipodascomycetes; Dipodascales. The record is from RefSeq and is a predicted model, not a curated record. Gene Ontology annotation, molecular function: histone deacetylase binding.